AUGCCGUUCAGCAAAGCAUGGCGCAGUGCAGUGUACCCCGACUUCCGCGAACAAGGCGCGUACAUCAACUACAAGGCCACCAAAGACAUCCUGCAUCGCAUGAAGGAGGACAUUGCAAACCCAUCCACCCCCGAUGAACUGUACAACUCACUGUUGGAGCAAAAGUGCUGCGUGUACAAGUGGUGCGAAAAUAAAAUCAAGGAGAUCUUGACGGUCGCGGAGUCCCUAAUGGCAGCCUCUGACUACCUCUCCGAAGAGGAAACCCCAGCCAACUUGAGCCUUGUGCUCAAUACACUGGGUCGUGGAAAUAUGAACUGUUUGCCUCCCAAUGAGGCGCGGCUCGUGGCAGACGCCAUCUCGCAUGAGCUUCUUCGCUUUGUGGAGUGCUGUAACCUAAACACUGACACCAUUGAACAUAUUAUUGGCCGCAUGUACCGCUACGCCGUACUCGGACCCACGGGAGAUCGCUGGAAUAACCUCAAGACGGAGUACGACUACCAUCAACUGUCAAUUCAUGAGAUUUUUUACCUGCUUUCAAGGGUGUAUGAUCGUGUGACAGAGGCAGAAAGCAUGCGCAUCGGAAGGCGUUCUGGGAUUCCAGAAGGCACAGUUGGCUCGCAGGUGUUUGACCGUCGCUCGGUGAAGUACUGGGUGCAUCUGCAGGACCUUCCCUUCGUCAUUGCCCGCAUUAUUCCUCACUUACCCCUCAGCACUUUUAAGGACACGUACAAAAUCUGCAGGGAGCGUAAUAUUCCCUUUAUGCUGGGGUCCCCCGUCAGCAGUGUGUACUGGGACAACAAUGAGUUUCUGUUGUACCACCGAAGGCUUGAACGACUGGAGGGAGCUACCCUUAUUCGCAUGCGCUGGUACAGUGACCCAUUGGAGUCAGACUGGAAUAAGCUUGCCCCCACGGACAGUGUCUUUAUGGAAAUUAAAGUACACCGCGAGGCCUGGUGUGGUGAACGGAGUAAUAAACGACGGUUUGCACUUAAGGAGAAGGAUGUGGAUUCCUACGUACACGGGAACUUAGAUCUUAGCCCGGCGGUAGAAAAACUGCGUGGUGAGCAUGCCCAUGAGAGGGAACUACGCAAUUUCAUGGACCUAUCUACCGAAAUCGUUUCAAAGAUUGACGCCUAUGAACUUAAACCUGUGAUUCGCACGCAGUGUUGUCGAGCUGCCUUUCAGCGAGGCAUUGACCAAUCCAUACGUAUCAGCAUUGACACAGACCUACGCAUGUCCGCCGAGGACUUUGGGUUGGGACACCAUUGGCGGUACAGUGGCAUGGACUCGCCCGUGUCACACUUUCCAUAUGCCGUGGUAGAAAUUAAACUGCAGUGUGCCGAAAAUGAGCGUAUCGCGCCCUGGAUUGAGGAGCUGAUGAGCUGCCGGUACAUGGAGAGUGUGCCGAAGUUCAGCAAGUAUGCACACGGCAUCGCAUCCUUGUACGGUCACACACCCUUCAUUAAGAUGGUGCCGUACUGGAUGCACCAGCUGAACAUUGAUAUCCGCGCCUCCACGAAGCCGGAGCAGAAUCAAUGGGAUCCCACCACUGGUCUCGCCUUUGGUUGCUGGGAGCGCACGACGGAUCGCGUCAUCUUUGGCGUUGGAAGCGCGCAGACGCAAACGGUGGGGGCGUCAGAGGCACGGUUUCUUCCACGCACCGACUAUACCCGUAUCUACCAAAAGGUGUUGCGUGGUCUCCGUGGGGAGAGCGCUGCUUUACCUAUGGACGCCGACACCGACACCGACGGAGGGCGCACUGCAGGCAAUAGUAGCAGUCGCCAACUACAGCCACAGCCGCAAUUGCCUGCCCACACGCUUCAGUACGAUGUAGAUAGACGGCACAAGGCCUACACAACAUUUCAUCUCUACCCGUACGCUGAGCAUGGCGUGGAGUCGUUGUGUUUUGCCCCGGCCUUUGAAAAGAAUUCCGCCGCAGAGGUCUUUUAUGGCCGUAUCCCGUGGCAGACAGGCAAACGGAUUCGUGUGCCACAGAAAUACGACCCCAAGACACUGCUCACCUCAGAGCGGUACAUGGUGAAGUGGGCGGAGCAUGCGACACGCCUGGGUGUGGUGGGGCUGGCCGUGAUUCAAUUUGGCAAUAGCAUGACUCUCCCCAGCGAUGUUUCACAUCUAAGUUCGGUUUGGCGGGCCCACUUUCACAUAGUGUUGGGCACCUCACUGGUUGCGGUCGCCUUGUUUACGUUGGCGUACGCGUAUAUAACAUUUAAGGCACGUGCGCGGCGCGUCUACGCGCGGAAGAAGAUCCGCUACGACGACAAGAUGGGGCCGAGUGUGCUGACGGUGGUAUUGGCCUUCGGUAUCUGUGUCACGGCGAUGACGCACAUCAUGGUACGCUACGGCCCCAUGUUAACCGGUAACGACGACUUUUAA
Trypanosoma rangeli is the source of this 2394-nucleotide messenger RNA. RefSeq names its product polyphosphate synthetase Protein. The coding region runs from base 1 to 2394 and encodes 797 amino acids. The record is from RefSeq and is a predicted model, not a curated record. NCBI's taxonomy places the organism in Eukaryota, Euglenozoa, Kinetoplastea, Trypanosomatida, Trypanosomatidae. The transcript has a single exon.